CCGUGCUGGAAGCCCUGAGUCCUGGCUGUGUCCCUCUUGUCACUGAAGAGCCAGACAGUACCAUGAGCCUGUGCCCCGCUGAAGUCCUGCAGGAGGACAAGGAGGGCUUCGAGAAAAUCAACACGAGACCUGGCAAGAUCAUCCUCUUCUCCGAGGCCGGCUUCGCAGGUCAGAAACGAGAGAUCUGGGGUGAUGUCCCCGACGCCACGUCCUGGGAGCUCUCGCACACCAUCUCCAUCCGGGUCAUCCGAGGCGGGUGGGUGAUGUACGAGAAGCCGCGGUUUCACGGGCGCAAGUGCGUGCUGGCCGAGGGGGACGUGGAGAUCGACAACCCCUGGACGGCGUACGGGCAGCAGGGGCAGCCCCGCGGCAGCCACCCCUUCCGCAUCGGCUCCUUCAAGAGGGUGGUGCGGGAUUACCGCACCCCCGAGAUCAGCCUGUUUGCGGAGGAGAACGGCGAAGGCGAGAGGCUGAAGUUCACUGACUCGGCCGAGGACACCCGCACACGGGGCCAGGCGCUCACUGCUGCCUCCAUCAUCGUCCACUCGGGCCUGUGGCUGGUUUACUCCAAGCCUUUCUUCGACGAUGACCCCUAUGUUUUGGAGCCAGGCGGGUACCCCAGUUUAAAGGCUUGGGGAGCAAAGGACCCAUCCAUCUGCUCCAUGCACCCCAUCAGGCUGGGUUGCCCAGUCGUGGAGAGACCCGGCGAGCCGCAGGUGCUGCUCUACGAGGCCGCAGGUUUCCAGGGCCGCAGCUUCACCAUCAGCCGAGACAUCUACGACCUGAAGUGCCUGCCUGGGCCAGCGCUGCCCACCGUGGGCUCCCUGCACGUCCUGGGUGGCUGCUGGGUUGGCUAUGAGAAGGAGGGCUUCCGUGGCCACCAGUAUCUGCUGGAGGAAGGGGAGUACCAGGACUGGAGGCAGUGGGGCGGCUACAACAAGGAGCUGGUGUCCUUACGGCUGAUACGGACGGACUUCUCCGACCCGGCUCUGGUCCUCUUUGAGGCCAUGGACUUCGAGGAGGGUCCGAGCGUGGAGCUGAGCGAGGCACUCCCCGACACGCAGCUGGCCGGCUACGGCACCAUCACCCAGUCCAUCCACGUGCUGAGCGGCGUGUGGGUGGCCUAUGAGGGCGCCAACUUUUCGGGUGAGCAGUACAUCCUGGAGAAGGGGGUGUACCGCAACUGUGAAGACUGGGGUGCCACGGAUUGCCGCAUCGCCUCGGCGCAGCCCAUCCUGCAGGUCGGGGAACACAACCUCCAUUUCGUCUCCAAGAUCCUGCUCUUCUCAGAGCCUGACUUCUUGGGGGACCAUGUUGCCUUUGAGGAGGACCAGGACACCCUGCCCGCCGCCUUCGUCCCACGCUCCUGCAGAGUCCGUGGGGGCAGCUGGAUCCUGUUUGACGGACAGGCCUUCGCGGGGGAGCAGCACGUGCUGUCCGAGGGCGAGUACCCCACGCUCAGUGCCAUGGGCUGCCUCUCCUCCUCCACCGCCAUCCGCUCCUUGAAGAAGGUCCCAGUGUUUUUCUCAGAACCCUCCAUCUUCCUGCACGGGCUGGAGUGUUUUGAGGGGAAGGAGAUCGAGCUGAACAAUGAAGUGCGGAGUCUCCAGGCAGAGGGUUUCAACAACCACGUGCUGUCGGUGCGCGUCAAAGGCGGGAUCUGGGUGCUGUGCGAACACGGUGACUUCCGAGGGCGUCAGUGGCUGCUGGAUUGCACUGAAAUCACCAACUGGCUGACAUACAGCGGGCUGCAGCACGUGGGAUCCCUCUACCCCAUCCGUCAGAGACGGAUUUAUUUCCGCAUCAGGAGCAGGGAGCUGGAGCUCUACCUCUUGGUCCCUGACGACGUGGAGGACAUGAAAGCGGGGAGGGUGGUGGUCUCCAGCCUGAGCGAGCAGAGCAGCUCUGUCUGGUACUACGUGGAUGGGCUGAUCAAAAACCAGGUGGCCCCCAACAUGAGCCUGCAGAUCAUCGGGCCAGCUGGGAAGGGCGCGAAGGCUGUGCUGUGGUCCGAGACUCGGAUGCCACGUCAGACCUGGAGUGUCGAUUCUCAGGGACGGAUCCACAGCCAGAUGUUCGAGGACAUGAUCCUGGAUAUAAAGGGUGGCCGAUCCUACGACCGGGACCACGCCAUCGUUUGGGACAUGGCUGAGGAAAGACCCACACAACUCUGGGACAUAGAGGUGCUAUGAGGGGGCGGCGUGUGGCCCUCGUGCCCAG
Messenger RNA from Athene cunicularia (burrowing owl), 2220 nucleotides. RefSeq names its product crystallin beta-gamma domain containing 2 (gene CRYBG2). The transcript is spliced from 19 exons. The record is from RefSeq and is a predicted model, not a curated record. NCBI's taxonomy places the organism in Eukaryota, Metazoa, Chordata, Aves, Strigiformes, Strigidae. Gene Ontology annotation, molecular function: structural constituent of eye lens. Gene Ontology annotation, biological process: visual perception; lens development in camera-type eye. The coding region runs from base 63 to 2192 and encodes 709 amino acids.